Messenger RNA from Anisakis simplex (herring worm), 1098 nucleotides. NCBI's taxonomy places the organism in Eukaryota, Metazoa, Nematoda, Chromadorea, Rhabditida, Anisakidae. The record is from the annotation of a GenBank genome assembly.
AUGGGUCUUAAGGGCUCGAAGCCGAAGCUCUCCAAAGAAGAUCUCGAAUUUCUCAAGAGGAAUACUAACUUUACCGAAGAGCAAAUCAAAGAGUGGUAUAAAGGAUUUGUUCAAGACUGUCCGAAAGGACACUUAACAAAAGAGCAGUUCAUUAAAGUCUAUAAAGAUUUCUUUCCGUCGGGUAGCGCGGAAGGCUUCUGUGAGCAUGUAUUCCGAACAUUUGAUACCGACAAUAGUGGCUUCAUCGAUUUCAAAGAAUUCCUGCUGGCGAUCAAUGUAACUAGCUCAGGAACUCCCGAGCAGAAAUUAGAAUGGGCCUUCAGGAUGUAUGAUAUUGAUGGCAAUGGCACUAUUGAUGAGAAGGAAAUGAUCAAGAUUAUAGAAGCAAUAUAUGAAAUGCUCGGUCCUGAAGUAACAAAAUCUGCGGACGACUCGCCGAGAAAGCGGGCGAAGAUGAUAUUUGAAAAGAUGGAUGUCAACAAUGACAAGUGCGCGGGAAAUCGCGCUGAAAAUUUUCGAAUCACGAAAAAAAAUUUCAUUUGCUACAUAAGAACUGAAACUGCUGAAGCACUACCGAAUAAGCCGCAAAGUUUAUUGGAUUCGUGGAAUGUGAAAGAUGCGACAAUAUCGUGUCCUCUUGGUGUUCCAUCCGAUCCUCAUCCAUUCUGUGUUGUGCUCUGCUGUGCUGCCAUCCGUCACACAAUGGGCAAGAAGAAUAGCAAGCUGAAGCCUGAUUGUCUUAGUGAUUUGCUCAACGAAACGCUAUUCACUGAGAGCGAAAUUAACGAUUGGUACCGAGGCUUCCUUAAAGAUUGUCCAUCCGGGCGUCUCUCUGUGCAAGAAUUCAAGGCUAUAUACGCCAACUUCUUUCCUUUCGGUGACGCAUCUAAGUUCGCUGAGCACGUCUUCCGUACAUUCGAUGCUAACAAAGACGGAAGCAUUGAUUUUCGCGAAUUCCUUUGUGCACUUUCGGUGACCAGUCGUGGUCAAGUGGAGCAAAAGUUGCGAUGGGCUUUCAAAAUGUACGACCUCGACGGUGACGGUUUCAUCUCACGAGACGAAAUGCUCGAAAUUGUUACGGUGAGCUGCUUGUUUUAG